AUGGCUCAAAGUGCAGGCGACAAAGCCAUGACUGACAUAUCAACGACUGUGACGUCUCCAAGCACUAACGAUGACACUAAUCGGCCACGUCCUCGCUCAUCCAUGAAUCGUCGAAGUGUUUUGCCCGUUUUGCAAUUUUGGAAAGCUUUUGAUCUUGAUAGUAAGCGAGUAUUACUCGAUUCUCAAGGAAGUACCAUGAAGAGUGAUAAAGAAGCCAGUGUACGAUCUCGGAAGAAGCUGGCAGAGAUUACAAAGCAAUUUAGAAGACUUGCUUCUGAUACUGAUAAGGCAGCAGGAGCUGGAUCACUAUUAAAGGCUUAUCAGGAAGAGAUUGACCAUUUAACACGUCGUGCCAAGUUUUCAGAGAAUGCUUUUUUCCAGCUAUACAAAGGACUUUAUGCUGCCCCGGAUCCAGCUCCAGCUUUAUCACUUGCAGCUUCAACUUUAGAAACUGAUGAGGUCAUGGAGGAAAACAGGCAGUUGCAACAAGAACUGAAGGAAUACGAAGCAGAAUUUGUGACGCUGAAAAAUCAGGAUAUCACGAUUCGGAACCUGGAAGAACAAGUUGCUGUUGCUGCUAGAGAAAUGGAAGAGACGGUACAUCAACAAGUGGAACAACGGACGAGUGAAUUGGACAAACAAUUGGAAAAUGUGCAACUGGAAUUGGCACGGCAGCGGUGUGAAUACGAACGUCAACUAGAAGCUUCACGCACUGAGUUGCGUGAAGCAUUUGCAAGACUAGAUGCGAUGCAGUCAGAGUUGUUUGCACACAAACAGCGCUUCGGACUUGCACGUAAUGCAUUAGACGCCGAGAUGGAAGCUAUCUCGCAGGAUUCAUUUGUAUUGCAAACGCUACAGUUGGAGAAUGCUCAGCUUAAGAAACAACUUGAUGAGUUACUUGGUUCUUCAAAGACUUUGGGAAUCAGUGAGGGACGCUUCUUGGCGCCUUCAAGUGCUGAUACAGAAGGAGAAGAGAUCGUCCAGUCGGCAAGAGAGACGCUAGCGAAACAAGAUACAAUUGUUGCGGCGCUACGCCAGGAGGUAGUCCGUCUCAAGGAGGCCAACGCGACGGUAAGUGCAGCUGCAGCUGAAGAAUCGAAGAAACUGAAUAGCGCACUAGAGAAUGCCCAGCGAGUGACAAAGGAUUUGGAAGCGCAACUGAUAGCGCGCCCGACAAUCGAAAAAUUCCAUGAAAUGACCCACAAAUUGCAUGUCUUGCAGCAGUUGGAGUACAAUAUUGUCGAUGACGACGACGAAAGAAGUAAAGCGUCUUAUGUGAACGAAGCGGAAGACAGUGAAGGUGCAGGUGAAGUGGAGGCGGCUACAGUUGAAGUGGAAAAAAUAUUGGUGUUUCGUGUACGCCGCUUAGAGCACUCACUUCAAGAAUGCGAACGGUCGCUACAAGCUCGGACGUCAACAUUGGAAAAGGCUCAGGAUGAUCUUCAUAACCGUGAUGUUACAAUCCGAGAACAGGCGACGCUUAUUUGUAACCUCGAGGAGAAUGUCGCUGCCCUUGAGAAAGAUCGACGAAACCGAGGGUCGGGUGUAAUCGGCGGUGACAUUGGCUCAGAAAUUCUCUUGGAUGCUAUAGAGGACCACUUUACUGGGACUUCAGCUUUUGCUUAUGGCAACAAGGCAGCAGCAGCAGCAUCAACCGACGCUGCAACUUGGGACUCUGUCGCAUCGUCAGAUAACAAGAUGCUGGAGAUUGUUCGUGGUCAACGUGAUCGUUUCCGCGAGCGCAUGAAAGAACUUCAAAGCGAGAAGAACCGCGUGGAAGAGCUCGCACAGUCGUACAAGAGCACGGUGACGCGUCUCGAGACAGACAACAUGCAGUUGUAUCAGAAAAUACGCUAUCUACAAAGUUACAGUGGUGAUAGGAAGGCUGCAGGUUCUCGCAAACCUCAUUUCUCUGCAUUGGAAGAUGGAUCUGCUGGAAUGUCCGACGUUGAGGCACGUUACCGUGGUAUGUAUGAAGAAAAGAUGAACCCAUUCGUGCAGUUCAACAAGAUGGAAAACCAGCAGCGUUUUACGAAUCUCAAUUCUGUGGACAAGAUUUUGCUGACGAGUGCCAAAGUAUUGCUGGGUCACCGAAUCACUCGUAACAUGGCGUUCGGCUAUAUCCUGAUGCUCCACUUUCUCGUCAUGGCUACUCUCUAUUCCUUUAUGCAUGUCUGCGGGGUCACUAACGACUCGUGA
Peronospora farinosa is the source of this 2199-nucleotide messenger RNA. NCBI's taxonomy places the organism in Eukaryota, Oomycota, Peronosporomycetes, Peronosporales, Peronosporaceae. The record is from the annotation of a GenBank genome assembly.